Messenger RNA from Symbiodinium natans, 1452 nucleotides. The record is from the annotation of a GenBank genome assembly. Lineage: Eukaryota; Dinophyceae; Suessiales; Symbiodiniaceae.
AUGAGCCUGCUCGCUCGCGGCAUUUAUGGUGCUGGGGGUUACCCUCUUUAUGCAGCAGAUGGACUUCCGAUACCGCCCCUUACGUCAAGCCGCUUCUACAACCCUGAAGGGUCGUAUUUGCUGACGAUGCUUCGGCUUGCGCACUCCGUCGGCCCAAAGGUCCUGAUGCGGAAAGAUUUUUGGUUUCUCCUGCUCCUGCACUUGUGUGCAUAUGCAGCUAACAACACUGGCUACUUGGGUGAGUGGAGGCUGAGUCUUCAGGAGCUCGAGUGGUCCGACGUGGAGUUGAUGUUCAUCCUCAUGUCCUGCGCCCUGUGCUUCGCAGUGAACCAGGCAUACUCCCGAUACCUGCAAUUGGGCCACUUGGUCAGGAAGAUGAUGGACAGUGUCUACGAUUUCGCCUUCGAGGCCCGGCUGUUCUUGCGCAAGGAGAACGAACCUUAUGAUCGCCUGGGCUGCCGAUGGGCUGUGGGCUCUUUGAUCUUGGUGUUGUGCGAGAUCAGGAGGAGUUACGCCGAUGGCACAGUUCAUCAGAAGGAUCUUCUGAAGUUGGUGGAUCUCGAGUUUAUCAGGCCUGGCGAAGCAGACUUCCUGGACCCACAGAGUCUUUCAGCCAGGCAGAGGACGCUGGUCAUGAUGCACACGGCCUGCGACUGUGCAUUGCACGGUUUGCGGAGAGCAGAUGUUGCACCUGCGACGCAAAGAGAAGUCUUGCAGCGCCUGGUGGACUGCAAGUCCUACCAGCUCCAGUUGCUCGAUGCCGCGAACGCCAUGCUGCCCUUUGAGUAUUUCCACUUGUUAAGUACCCUGGUGACCCUUACCGCAGCCUACCUUGGGCUGUGCAUGGGCAUUUGUGAAUCAUGGGUCGCACCGCCUGCUUAUGCAGCCUCGCUGCUGAUCAUAUUGGGCUUGUUUGAGCUGCUGAGCAGUCUGAAUUAUCCCUUCGACGGAGUCCAUGAGGCAGACUUUCCGCUGAACAGCUGGGUCACGCACUUUCUGUCUAACCUGACCGUGUUGCUGAACUACUCGCACGGUGGCACGCGGAGCAGCUGGGAGGCUGAGCUGAAGGAAGAGGCUGCGCAUCCGGUGCAGUUUCCGCUUACAGAGGAGCAGGUGAACUCCAUCCUCUCGGGCGAUGACAGGCGAUUUCCUCAGAAUCAGGCAGCCUACUCAGCUUCGCAGGGCGGGCAGGGGUUGGCAUCUGUCGGCGGAUCUGCAAAAGCUGUCCGCUUCGAGUCGCAAGCUGAAGUUCCAUGGUACAAAGCGGCCAUGGGCUACACGGCUGUGCACACAGAGGAGGUCGAUGGCGCGCAUGGUGCGCCAUUGCUCGACAAUGGAGGGCCUGGCGACUUUCUGGGAAGAAUGGGUCAAGCACUCGGCAUCACUUCAGAACCAGGCAACCAAAGCCGCGACAUGCAUGCGGAGGAGCGCAGCAGGCGUGCUUUCUGGUAA